Nannizzia gypsea CBS 118893 is the source of this 2031-nucleotide messenger RNA. RefSeq lists its product as hypothetical. Bases 1 to 2031 code for a protein of 676 amino acids. NCBI's taxonomy places the organism in Eukaryota, Fungi, Ascomycota, Eurotiomycetes, Onygenales, Arthrodermataceae. The record is from RefSeq and is a predicted model, not a curated record. The transcript is spliced from 3 exons. Gene Ontology annotation, cellular component: nucleus; cyclin-dependent protein kinase holoenzyme complex. Gene Ontology annotation, molecular function: cyclin-dependent protein serine/threonine kinase regulator activity; protein kinase binding. Gene Ontology annotation, biological process: regulation of cyclin-dependent protein serine/threonine kinase activity.
AUGCCUGCCAUCCUCGAAAUACCGCCGAACCAUUUCCUCCCACACCCAUUCGGGGCCCCCUCCUUACCGUCUUCGACCUCCAGACCGCCGCCGAUAGAUAGAGCCGAGCUCUCUAGGCUUCAAGGGGAACUACCUAGACAACAAUCGAGCUCGCGAAUAGCUUCAGAUAUGGCGAGGAUGGGGGUUGCUGUUGCGUCGUCGUUGCCACAUCACUAUGGGGGCUACUCACAUCCAAGGAGUGAUGUUCAAAUAGGAGUAGACGGGAGGAAAGACGUCACCGCCUUCAACCAUAACCACAACACCAACACCAACAGCGCCCGGCGGGAAGACAGCACCACGCAACAGGCCAGGCCGGCACAGAGGCAACCAAUGCCACUGAUCAGCCAGCACUCUAAUAUCAACCAGGAGACCUCCUCAGACUCUCCGGCCAAGUCUACAGCUCGGAGCACAUCUAGCCCACAGCUAGGCUCGUCCAUGAGCGGUAAUGGAGGCAAUCUAGCAGAGUUUGCUGCUCAGGUGGCUUGUUUAUUCUGGUUUGCCAAAGCCUCUAAAUUGAAACAGAUCGAAGACGAUUCUUCAUACACUCCAACUUCACCUCUGGAGCUGGAAUUUGCACCAAGCCCGGGGUUCAAGAAAUGGGUUACCACAGUACUAACUACCACUCAAGUGAGCAAGAAUGUUAUUCUGCUAGCACUCCUGUUCAUCUACCGCCUCAAGAAGUUCAACCCUGCAGUACGAGGGAAACGGGGGAGCGAGUUCAGGUUAAUGACCAUUGCCUUGAUGAUGGGGAAUAAAUUCCUUGAUGAUAAUACCUACACAAACAAGACCUGGGCGGAAGUUUCCGGUAUAUCAGUUCAAGAGAUUCAUGUGAUGGAAGUUGAGUUCCUCAGCAAUGUCCGAUAUAAUCUGUUCGUUACCAAGGAAGAAUGGAACCAAUGGCUGGCAAAGUUAUCAGUAUUUUCAAGCUAUUUCGAAAAGGCUUCAAGACUUUCGCUGGAUGUUUACUCGGCCAACCGAUCUACUCAUGCUUCGCCAGUUCACAGCCCGUUAACCCCCGCCGUGGACAACUAUCGAGCCUCACAACAAUUGACAAAGCAGGUAUAUCCUACUUCCUCACAAAAUUUUAACGCCCCUCAGGCUCGUUUGUCAUUGAGCAUCCCUCAGUCUAGCAAUACAUCCUUUGGUUAUGAUGAUCCUGCAUCACAUUCGGCGGUACUUGUGGAGCCAUUGAGUGCCCAUAGGAAACGCAGUUGGGAUGACCAGGCAAACGAUAAUCCAGCCAAGAGACCAGCAACUGCGACUACGACUUGGGUUCGACCAUCAACGCAAGCCCCAGUACAGCUUUAUAAUUCACAGUUGCCCUCUACUGCACCCCCUCCCCAGGCUCAGUUACCGACGAGUAUCGUUUCUAUGCCACCUAAUAUGGCGUCCCAACUUUCAAGGCCUCUUUCGGGGUAUCCUAUGGGGCCUGUACAUACGCCAACCUCUGUCGCUCCGCUUACCGUCACCCAGCCUAUCUCUACUGCUUCUCGUUCUACCAUUUUCCCAGUCAACAACACUGCAGUUCAUUGGAGUCAACCUUCUGCUCCUCAGCCAAUUCUGGCACCAUUGCCGGUCACCAAUCUCCAGCAGAGCGCUGCUAGCGGGUUUUCUGACUCUUCAAGGCGUUCUGGCUCAACCUCGUUUCCAGCAACCGCACCCCCAACUACGAUUUCACCCGCUGUUCCAGCAUACUCGGUUCGCACGCCCACUCACCUUUCGCCCUCUUCCAUCCUCUUGGACCGCAAUUCCCCAUACCGCCCAGUUCGUUCAGUCAACACUCUCCUAUAUCCUCCUCCGGCUGGCUCUCUACUUCAACCUCGACAGCUGUCGGUUGAUUUAAUGCGAUAUCAACCAUUAGGCAAAAGAAGCUCGGAAGACCGAGUCGACCGAACUGGUGUUUUGCCAUAUUCCCAGCCCAACAUAUGGGGAGAACAAUACUUUUCUCAGGUCCAGCCAACGACACAGACGACACAGUAUCACCAAAACUGA